AUGGUUUCCUCCUAUUCCCUGGGCUUAGAGCCACUGUAUGUCUCCAAGGCUCUACAGAGAGCCAAGAUGGAGGUCAGUGAAGAGGGAGCCAAAGCAUCAGUUGCCACAGUAGCUGCUAAACAGGACGAGUCGGACCCCGAGAGGAAGGAGACACGUCAGAAGGUGGACAAUGACCGGAAGCACGAGAUAGAGGCGCCCAUCCUCCGCAUCAGGAAGUCCAGGAAGAUGAUGCAGCACAACGUUCUCGUAGCAGAGGUGACUCAGCAGCUGAGGGCCAGGUUCCUCCCCUGUCCCGUGGUCAUUAAAAAGCGCACUGAAGGACUCAUAGAGAGAGAAUACUUGGCACGAACGCCCGAGGACCGCAAAGUAUACACCUACGUAGCGUAAAGGAACACCUCGAACGGAGCGAGUGAAGGACCGGCAGAGAGAGAGAGAGAGAAGGGGAAAAAGAACGGAAAAAAUAAUCCCUUUGGACUGCUUUGCGCAUGGACUGGGUAGUCCCUUUUACCUAUAAACACCGGGAAACUGACUCUUCCUUCCAUUAAGAACAAACAAAAAAACGCAAAAGAAAAUGAAAAAUAAAUGUAAAAUUUAAAAA
Conger conger (European conger) is the source of this 598-nucleotide messenger RNA. RefSeq names its product cullin-3-B-like. Gene Ontology annotation, cellular component: Cul3-RING ubiquitin ligase complex. The transcript is spliced from 3 exons. Gene Ontology annotation, molecular function: ubiquitin protein ligase binding. NCBI's taxonomy places the organism in Eukaryota, Metazoa, Chordata, Actinopteri, Anguilliformes, Congridae. Gene Ontology annotation, biological process: protein ubiquitination. Bases 1 to 387 code for a protein of 128 amino acids. The record is from RefSeq and is a predicted model, not a curated record.